Camponotus floridanus (Florida carpenter ant) is the source of this 1879-nucleotide messenger RNA. RefSeq names its product general transcription factor IIF subunit 1 (gene TfIIFalpha). Gene Ontology annotation, cellular component: transcription factor TFIIF complex; nucleus. The coding region runs from base 148 to 1758 and encodes 536 amino acids. The record is from RefSeq and is a predicted model, not a curated record. Lineage: Eukaryota; Metazoa; Arthropoda; Insecta; Hymenoptera; Formicidae. Gene Ontology annotation, molecular function: RNA polymerase II general transcription initiation factor activity; TFIIF-class transcription factor complex binding; DNA binding. The transcript has 7 exons. Gene Ontology annotation, biological process: positive regulation of transcription elongation by RNA polymerase II; transcription initiation at RNA polymerase II promoter.
AACUAGGUGCAGUCUAUGCCACGCUCUUCUGUAUGGGAUCUAUUGAGGAUUAUUCGGCUAUAAACCUGUGAUUGAUUUUAUUUAUAGAAUACUUUAAAUGAUAAAUACAAAUUAAAUUGUUCUUAAAAUGUUCGAAAAUUCUUAAUCAUGAAUUCAAGCGCAGUGUCAAAGCCUCCAGUUGUACCAUCUGUGCAGGAAUUCAGCAUUAGAGUACCAAAAAACAGCAAGAAAAAACACAAUGUCAUGAGAUUCAAUGCGACGCUGAAUGUAGAUUUUUCAAAAUGGACGCAAGUAAAAAUGGAACGAGAAAAUAACAUGAAGGAGUACAAGGGUUUAGAAGAGGAAAUGCCAAAAUUUGGUGCUGGAUCCGAAUUUGGACGUGACGCUAGAGAGGAAGCCAGAAGAAAAAAAUAUGGCAUUACCAGUAGAAAGUAUAAGCCGGAAGAUCAACCAUGGAUUCUGAAAUCAGGAGGAAAGACUGGCAAGAAAUUUAAAGGCAUUCGAGAGGGAGGAGUCAGUGAAAAUGCAGCGUACUACGUUUUUACUCAUGCUGCUGAUGGUGCAAUAGAAGCCUUUCCUUUACACGAAUGGUAUAACUUUCAGCCAAUUCAGAGAUACAAGGCUCUCAGUGCUGAAGAGGCAGAGCAGGAAUUCAGUCGUAGGAACAAACUAGUGAAUUAUUUCUCAUUAAUGUUACGUAAGAGAUUGAGAAAUGAUGAGGAUGGUGGUGAUGACGAAGAAUUAGUGGAAGGCGGUAAAGUUAAGAGGCCAAGUAAGAAAGAAAAGGAAUUGAAAAUAUCAGAAAUGGAUGAGUGGAUGGAGACCGAUGAUGAUGAAUCGGGCAGCAACGAAGAUGAGAAUAAAAAAGGAUCUGAAGAUGAGGAUGAUGCAAAGAAGAUAAAAGGCAAAGGUCAAGUACAAAAGAAAAAGAAGAAGAAGAAAGAUACUUCAGAUAAUGAAGCGUUUGAGGAAAGUGAUGAUGGCGAUGAAGAGGGAAGGGAAUGCGAUUAUAUUUCUGAUUCUUCUGAUUCUGAAUCAGAAUUAGAAAAACAGAAAGAAAUUAAGUCUGUUGCAGAGGAAGAUGCAUUAAGAAAAUUACUUGCAUCUGAUGAAGAUGAAGAUGAUGAAGAACAAACAGAUAAGAAAGAAGGUGAAGAAGACAAGGAUGAGGAUGAAGAAGGAAAAGAGAAGGAUGAUAAAGAUAAGGACAAAGUCGGUAAAGAAACGGAUAAGAAGAAAGAUAAAAAGAAGAAGAAAAAAGCCAAGAAGAAAGAUCAAAAGUCAGCUUCUGGCAAGGAUUCCUCUAGCGAUUUUUCUAGCGACUCGGAAUCAAAUUCUGAUACAACGUUGAAAGAUAAUAAAGAUAACAAAAAGCCUAAUAGCGCUCAUAGUUCGAGAUCGGCGACGCCAACACCUGCAGCAUCCGGGAUGUCCGAUUCUUUUAAGAGAAAACGGUCUGGAUCUCCAGACUUAUCGCAAGCGAAAAAAUUAAAGUUGGACAACUUCAAUCUAGUUCCAGUAACAUCCUACAUACCAGGAGCAAACGAAUCGGGAAUUACGGAGGAUGCGGUGAGACGGUACUUAAUGCGCAAACCAAUGACGACGACCGAAUUGCUGCAGAAAUUCAAAUCCAAGAAAACCGGUCUUACAUCCGAGCAGCUUGUUAACAUUAUGACUCAGAUACUUAAGAAAAUUAAUCCCACUAAGCAGACUAUCAAGAAUAAAAUGUAUUUAUCAAUCAAAGCACAGUCCAAUUAACUCUAGUUUUUCAAUUAUCAUUUUUACGAUUUUUUGAUAUGUUCAUGAUUAUGUGCUGUAUAAUACUAUUAUACUAUAUAAUACUAUACGUUACUUAAUAUGUUCAUGAUUAUGUGCUGUA